UAACCAGAAUAUAAUUAAACCAGCAGUAUUGAAAUUUGAAGCCAUUAUCCGAGCUUUGGCUGGGCCUGAGUGUAUAUAUAAUUAUAAAUGGUCGGUGUCGAAUCGAUUUUAUCCAAAUUUUUUAUUAUAUUCCUACCCGACCCAGCUAGUCGGGUAUUUGAUUUAAAUGAGUCUUCUGUGGGAUUAGGGCCUAAAGAGGAUAAAAUACAGAGUUAUGGUUAUGGAAGUAACACACACAAUCACACCGUCGCUUAUUUCUAUCUUUUCCUCUCAACUUCAACCCCCAAAAAAUCCUUCCAACUAAUUUCACUUGGACAGGACUAUCUUAUUUCCUACUAAUUCAAAUUUCUUAUUUCUCUAUGCCUCUCCCACACUGAUUCUCUAAAAACAAAAUCCAAGACUUCUCCGUCACUCUUGUUCUUCACCAAGUGAAUUAAGGGGAUGAAGAUUACAAGCUGUGCCAGCCUCGCCAGACCAAGUCUUCUGCUCGUGCAGUGCGACUUACCUUCUUUCGCGUUCCAUGGACCACAAUUAAUAUCUAUCUCGACUCCGUGCAUUUCAAGUAAUUGUAUGAAGAGAUGUGGAUUGGUAAUGAAGAUUCAUUCCUCUGUUGCUGGCCGAACUCGUUCAUCCACCUCCAAAGGUGUAUCUUUGUCCAGGGGAGAUAAAUACAAUAGGGAGCAGAAUGUAAAUCCUUCAUUUUACAAUCACCCUAGUUUAUUAGAGCUGAAGAAUGAAAGGAUUGCUAAUCGUGCCCGUGUUUAUGAGUUCUUGAAGGUUAUUGGCAUUGUUCCUGAUGAGCUCGAUGGACUAGAGCUUCCUGUCACCGUUGAGGUCAUGAGAGAGCGUGUGGAUUUCCUUCACAAGCUAGGUCUUACAGUUGAAGAUAUUAACAAUUACCCUCUUGUUCUUGGCUGCAGUGUGAAGAAAAACAUGGUUCCGGUGCUUGAUUACCUUGGCAAACUGGGUGUCAGGAAAUCUACUUUUACGGAAUUCUUGCGCAGGUAUCCUCAAGUCCUCCAUGCUAGUGUUGUGGUUGACCUUCAACCAGUUGUUAACUAUCUUCAGGGCAUGGAUAUUAAGCCUAAUGAUAUUCCUCGAGUCCUCGAGAGAUAUCCAGAAGUUUUGGGAUUCAAACUUGAGGGUACCAUGAGUACUUCAGUUGCUUAUUUGGUUGGAAUUGGAGUAGCCAGGCGUGAGAUUGGAGGAGUGUUAACCAGAUAUCCGGAGAUAUUAGGUAUGCGAGUUGGUCGAGUGAUCAAACCUUUUGUGGAGUAUUUGGGAAGCUUGGGAAUACCUUGCCUAGCUGUUGCUAGGUUGGUUGAGAAGCGGCCUCAUAUCCUUGGUUUUGGACUUGCUGAGAGGGUGAAACCAAAUGUCAAACUGCUUUUAGAGUGUAAUGUUAGACAGAAAUCACUUGCAAAUGUGAUUGCUCAAUAUCCUGAAAUUAUGGGCAUAGACCUGGAAGCAAAGCUUUUCAGUAACCGCAGUUUUCUAAACUCCAUCGUGGAAACAAGUCCUGAAGAUUUUGGGAGAAUCAUGGAAAAGAUGCCCCAAAGUGUAAGUCUCAGCGAGAAAGCAAUCGUGAGACAUGUUGAUUUCCUAAAGGAAUGUGGAUUCUCUGUAGAACAAGUGAGGAAGAUGGUUGUCGGGUGUCCGCAGUUGUUGGCCUUGAACAUUGACAUCAUGAAGCUAAGCUUUGAUUUCUUCAAGUCUGCAAUGGGUAGGCCAUUGGAUGAUUUAGUGGCUUUCCCAGCUUACUUCACUUACGGCCUCGAUUCCAUUGUUAAGCCAAGACAUAAGAUGAUUGCUCGCAAGGGAGUGAAAUGUUCUCUUGCUUGGCUCCUCAACUGUUCGGAUGAGAAAUUUGAAGACCGAAUGAACUACGACUCAAUUGACUUGGAAGAGAUGGAGGAAGAUUCAUCGUUUCACCUCGAUAGCUUAAUGAAACCCAGGGCUCAAGUCUCGGAUUCUGACAGCGAUAUUGACUAUGAGUAAUGCUUAAAAGCUAAGCCUUGCGUGGUCGAUGAUGCCAAUCAAGAUGAGUCAAAAGCUGUUGGAGAGCAUUUCCUCAUCUUCUAGAGGUAUGUUUAAUGUGAAGCACAGGAGCUGACCGGAGAAUAUUGAGAAUCUCUUUCUACACAGAGAAAAAGACUAAUGCGAUGAGAUAAUGUGAGUGAAAAGAGUAGAACUCAAGACCUACCAGAAUAUCAACGACAUAUCGUGAAUGCUUUGCUGCACUCUACUGAUAAUGUAAUUUUUGUGCUUUUAUUUGGCUUCAGAAGACGUGGAAGAGGAAGAGGAAGAGGAAAGAGAAGAAUACUAAAACCUGUGGAUAGAUCAACAUGUAUCAUCAACAACUCAAUCCUCAAAUAAUUUGUUCAGUUCCAUUCGUGUUCUGUGCUAACUCUUUUUAAAUUCCAGUGAUUCAUUAUCAUGAGGUUUUGGAAUGCAGAUUUGAGGAAAAAUGUUGUCCAACUGUGUCACUAUUCCGUCACAAUUCACAUUCACUUGAUUGUGUUGCAAGUGUAACUACUACUAUUAGGGGGUGUUUAAUUUGAGUGAUAAGGAUGGAUUGAUUAAUUUUA
Molecule: messenger RNA, 2588 nt
Organism: Salvia miltiorrhiza (redroot sage)
Lineage: Eukaryota; Viridiplantae; Streptophyta; Magnoliopsida; Lamiales; Lamiaceae
Product: transcription termination factor MTERF4, chloroplastic-like
Exons: 2
Coding region: 442-1998 (518 amino acids)
Biological process (GO): regulation of DNA-templated transcription
Molecular function (GO): double-stranded DNA binding
Source: RefSeq, a predicted model, not a curated record